Molecule: messenger RNA, 327 nt
Organism: Penicillium canariense
Lineage: Eukaryota; Fungi; Ascomycota; Eurotiomycetes; Eurotiales; Aspergillaceae
Product: PHF5 family protein
Exons: 1
Coding region: 1-327 (108 amino acids)
Biological process (GO): mRNA splicing, via spliceosome
Cellular component (GO): precatalytic spliceosome; catalytic step 2 spliceosome; U2 snRNP
Source: RefSeq, a predicted model, not a curated record
AUGUCUCGCCAUCACCCCGAUCUCGUUAUGUGCCGCAAGCAGCCCGGCAUCUCCAUCGGCCGCCUCUGCGAUAAGUGCGACGGCAAAUGCCCCGUGUGCGAUUCCUAUGUGCGCCCGACUACCCUAGUGCGGAUCUGCGACGAGUGCUCCUUUGGCAACUACCAGAACAAGUGCGUUGUCUGUGGUGGCGAGGGCAUCAGCGACGCCUUCUACUGCUUCGAAUGCACGCGUCUAGAGAAGGACCGCGACGGGUGUCCGAAGAUUAUCAAUCUCGGAAGUUCAAGGACAGAUCUAUUUUACCAAAAGAAAAGUUUCCGAAAUCAUUGA